This is a messenger RNA of Microplitis demolitor, 2552 nucleotides long. RefSeq names its product zinc finger protein 143. NCBI's taxonomy places the organism in Eukaryota, Metazoa, Arthropoda, Insecta, Hymenoptera, Braconidae. The record is from RefSeq and is a predicted model, not a curated record. Bases 210 to 1751 code for a protein of 513 amino acids. The transcript is spliced from 5 exons.
CUGGAAGGUAAAGCGGAUUCUACAAAGUGAAAAAGAUAAAAUAUAUAUAUAAUAAUUUGUAUGUUAUUAUAAAAAUAAACAAUCCGUUUUACCUUCCCAGAUAAGUUUCUGAACGAACUCCAGUAUUAAUUUAAAAAAAAAAAAAAAUCAAAUCAACCUCAGCCAACCUCGUGGUUCGGUGCAACAUCAGUCCAAGUUUUCAUGGUGUCAUGUCUUUGGAAGAUGAAGAAACUUCAGAAAAUAUUCUUUGUAAAUCCGAUGAUUUUUCAUUACUGCAUGACUCGAAUGAAAAUUCUGAAGAUGUAUUAGAAUGUUUAUCAGUGAUGGUAAGCAAUGAAGAAUCGGAAGAAAACCAAGUCCAAGGAAUAAUUCUAAACGAUCAUCCAUUAUUAGGAGCGACAUUAACAGCAAUAACGUUACCAGACGGAAGUCAAGCCUACGUAGCCAAUAACCUCGACAGCAACGACAACGAGGACACUCAUCUCGAGCUGAAAGAUUCUCUGGAAGUUAAAAACACCCGUACGAUUCUUAUCGGUGAUCUCUCCGACUUAUCCGAGGGCAAAACGCUGCACCUCAAACUAGAAACGAACGUCGACGCUCAAAUAAAACCCGGAUCAUCAUCCCAAGAUGACAUUUACUCAGGAGUCGAGAUAAUUGACGGGGCGACGACUUACAUGGUCACCAGUAAUACGGACAAUCAACUCUGGGAGAUAACCGGUGACAAAUGUACCAACUCAUCAGAUGACAUCAAUAAAAUUUAUGUUAAAAAAAUAACUUCUAGUACACGGAGUCAGUAUCCCUGCCCGCGAGAUGGCUGCGGUAAAGUUUACACUACUCUCCAUCAUUUAAAGGUACACGAGCGUUCUCAUACUGGUCAGAAACCAUACGAAUGUACUUUCAGUAACUGUGAUAAAAGUUUUUCAACAGGUUACAGUCUCAAAGCACAUUUGCGUACACAUACAGGUGAAAAACCUUAUAAAUGUAACUCUGAGUCUUGUAACAAGAGCUUCAAAACCUCUGGUGAUUUGCUCAAACACGUGAGAACUCAUACCGGCGAACGUCCCUUCGUUUGUCCUUACGAAGGUUGCGGUAGAUCCUUUACGACAUCAAAUAUCAGAAAAGUUCACGUAAGAACUCACACUGGUGAGCGUCCGUAUCAGUGCAGUACGUGCAAUAAAGCGUUUGCCAGUGCUACGAACUACAAAAAUCACGUGAGAAUUCAUUCUGGUGAAAAACCGUACGCAUGUUCGAUGGAAAACUGCGACAAACGUUUCACCGAGUACUCUAGUCUAUACAAACAUCAUCUAGUUCACACUCAGCAGAAACCAUUUGAGUGCAAAUUGUGUUUCAAAAGGUACAGGCAAAACAGUACUCUCGUUAUGCACAAGAGAACUGCUCAUGCUUUAGUCGGCGAAGGUGAUGCUGAGGAUUAUGUUGAUAAUGAUGGCGAGGCAGAGGGCGAAGGUGACGAUGAGGGCAUCGAUGGUAUUUUUAAUGACAACUGUGACGACAGUUUGAAUAACGAACAUCGAGAUGUUAAAAAUGUGAUUGACGUUAAUGAACAAUUACAAAUAGAAGGAAAUAAAAAUUCAUCGGAUAGUGGGACACAAAUUCUUUUUGUUGGUGAUCCGACUCAAAUUGCAGUACUCCAGCAAAUGGGCCUUGAAGAAGGAUUCAAUGAAACAGAAAUGGAUCCCUCGCUCGAAGGAUUAAAUAUCAAAAUAGAAGACAUGGAAUUCGGAUGGAAUUGAUAAACAAACAAUAAACAUAAAUAAGUUUAUUUAAAUGGAUUAAAUAAAUAUAUAAAGAGCUAAUGAGGUUAAUGUCUUUAUUAUUUAUAAUUAAAUGAUCUUAAUAUUUUUAUUAAAGAUUAAUUAUUCAAAUAAUAAAGACGAUAAGGAGUUAUAUUUUUUAAUAUAUGUGAUUUAUAUAUAUAUAUAGUUGUAUAUUGUAGUAAUGAAUUGAGGAUUAGUUUAAUUCUCAACUUUUUCCAGGUAAUUGCGAUAAUUAAAUCCUAAAUAGUCUACAGUUUAAAAAAUUAUGAUAUUUUGCAAUAUUAUUUAUCACGCAAUAUAUAUUUGUAUAUAAAUAUAUAUUUUAAUUAAAAAUAUUGUUGAAUAAUUUAUGUAUUGAUUGUAAAUAUAAAAAGUUAAUUUAUUGUUAUUAUUUAUUUGUAAUUUUAAAUCAUUUCAAAAAAGCCACGAUUUUUAAAAUAAAAUCUAGAAAAACGUCAACGGAUAUCCUGACAUAAAAAAAAAUUAAUAAUAAUUUAAAGAUUUAAUGUAAUGAAUAAAAAAAUAACGGAGGAGUAUGACGACAUAUAAAACAAUAUCGCAAAUUGGUCGUUAGUUUAUUAGUUAAUUUUAAGAGAGCAUUAAAAUCAAGUGGAAAUUUUAUAGCGCCGUUAAGAGUGAAGAGAACUAGACAACCGGACAACUAGAGCAACGACGAUGAUAUAUAUUAAACGUUUAAAUAAAUCAUCGUGAUACAAAGUGUCCACUAAAUUUAAUUAAAUUAAAUCUACUGCACUUGAAUACAACAGCCAAUAAAAA